This is a messenger RNA of Heteronotia binoei (common prickly gecko), 904 nucleotides long. RefSeq names its product glutathione S-transferase pi 1 (gene GSTP1). Gene Ontology annotation, molecular function: glutathione transferase activity. The record is from RefSeq and is a predicted model, not a curated record. Lineage: Eukaryota; Metazoa; Chordata; Lepidosauria; Squamata; Gekkonidae. Gene Ontology annotation, biological process: glutathione metabolic process. The transcript is spliced from 7 exons. Bases 182 to 817 code for a protein of 211 amino acids. Gene Ontology annotation, cellular component: cytosol.
GGAAGAAAGGGCUAAAGGUCGAUCUGAAAUAAUCCAGCUGGAAAAGCCUUUAGGAAGGUGCUGAUCGGGCGUGAGUCAGCAUUUCGUCCUGAGCAAGGGAGUGAGCGUGCUGCCUUGUUCCGAGGAGAGAAGGAUCCUCAUUUUUGGUUCAGGCCUCGUCUUGACUGCUUGACUCUUCGGCAUGCCUGGAAAAUAUACAAUCAUCUACUUCCCUGUCCGCGGACGCUGUGAGGCCAUGCGGAUGCUGCUGGCUGACCAGGGGCAGGAUUGGACAGAGGAUGUGGUGACUGGGGAGAUAUGGAAGACAGGAGACCUCAAGAAAUCAUGUGUCUUUGGGCAGCUGCCUAGAUUUCAGGAUGGAGGCUUCAUACUACACCAGUCGAAUGCUAUUCUACGCCACUUGGCUCGGAACCACGGACUGUAUGGCCAAGAUGCACAGGAAGCAGCACUGCUGGACAUGGUGAAUGAUGGCGUGGAGGACCUGCGUUUGAAGUAUGUUCGACUCAUCUAUCAGAACUAUGAGGAUGGCAAAGCUGCCUAUACUGAGGCCUUGCCAGGGGAGCUGCGUCCUUUUGAGAAUCUCCUGGCUCAGAAUAAUGGUGGAAAGGACUUCAUUGUAGGCAAAAAGAUCUCCUUUGCGGACUAUAAUUUGCUGGACUUACUUCACAUACACCUGGUCUUGGCUCCUGACUGCCUGGCUUCCUUUCCUAUGCUGGCUGGCUAUGUGCAGCGGCUCAACGCCAGACCCCAUCUCAAGACUUACCUGGAGUCUGAUGCCCGCAAAAAGCUCCCGAUCAAUGGGAAUGGCAAGCAGUGAGAAGAAGCCCUUUGCCAGGGUGUAGUGGCUUCUGGUACCUGUAGUUUUGUAUCCUCCUGUGUUGAAUAUAGCUCAUUUGAAGAUGAA